AUAAGCUUCCGCAUAAAACCACGCCGCCCGGGUCGCAAUAAAAUAAUUACCAAUUCAUUAAACACAAAGCUUGCUAAAAACAUUGCCAAAAUGAUUGCAAAAUUCUUAGUCAUCGUCGCCCUUGCCGUGAUCCUCGCUGUGGUCGAGGGAGCUGAAAAUCUCGGUCAUAAAUCAAUUUUUAGCGAAAUUUACCAAAAUUCCAGCAACAUUGCGCCCCUUCUAACGACCUGCGCAGAGUGCGACAGAACCGAGACGUGCUGCACCUUCCCGGGAGCUUUGAUUGGUUGCUGCGAGUAUUCUUCCGCGGUCUGUUGCCCGGAUUUAUUUGGCUGUUGUCCGUCCGGGUAUCGAUGUCCGAGCAGGCUUGGAGAUGAGUGUGCGGCGGGGAGUGGACGUCCAAUAAUCGGGACCGUUUUUAUGAUGGGGGUGGCGAUUAUUCUCUUGGGGAAGAUGAUGGGCUAGAAAUAAAUAAUUAAUCCAGGGUUG
This is a messenger RNA of Folsomia candida, 486 nucleotides long. RefSeq names its product progranulin. The record is from RefSeq and is a predicted model, not a curated record. The transcript has 2 exons. The coding region runs from base 91 to 462 and encodes 123 amino acids. NCBI's taxonomy places the organism in Eukaryota, Metazoa, Arthropoda, Collembola, Entomobryomorpha, Isotomidae.